AAAUCCGUCCGUGUGGGAGCAACCAUCACAUCCAAGAUGGAGACUGUAAACGCUGGACAGAUGAUGAGCUUAGCAGCUCUACAGAGACAAGACCCGUACAUAAACAAACUGCUCGAUGUUACCGGACAGGUGGCUCUGUACAACUUCAACUCCAAAGCCAACGAAUGGGAGAAGACCGAAAUCGAAGGCACCCUGUUUGUUUAUGCAAGGUCUGCAACUCCUCACCAUGGCUUCACCAUCAUGAACCGACUGAGCACAGAGAACUUGGUGGAGCCGAUCAACAAAGACCUGGAGUUCCAGCUGCAGGAUCCCUUUCUGCUCUAUAGGAAUGGCAACUUGGGGAUCUACAGUAUUUGGUUUUAUGACAAGAGGGACUGUCAACGCAUCGCCCAGUUAAUGGUCAAGAUUGUGAAACAGGAGGCAGACCACGCCCGGAGAGAGUCUCCGGAGAGGGCUGAGCCAGGGAGGAGCAACGGCGUCACAGAACCGCGGCCUAUCGACAUCCUGGAGUUGCUCAGCAAAGCCAAGGAGGAAUACCAGAGAGCUCAGGUGGGUGAUACCGAUGGGUCUGCAGAGCUCAACCUGAAAACAACUUUCAACGCCACAGAGCAGAGCACACCAAAAGCUGAAAAGAGCUCUCAUACGAUGGUGAAGCAGAUCACAGUUGAGGAGCUUUUCGGCUCGUCCCUCCCUAAGGACCCCUCUCUACCCAUAAUGCCCACACAGAACUCCACCACUGCUUCCAGGGACCGCUCCACUGCCUACCUCCAGAACCAGCCUUACCCCACUCCAGCCCACCAGAACCCACUCUUUCCUCCCCAUCACACAGCCCAGGGUCCCGGCUCAGGUCAGCGGCACCAAGUCCCCGGCCUGCUCCCAGCUCCGUACGCACUGCAACCCGGCUCUGUUUUCCAGUCAGCAGUCCCCAGGUCAGACCCCCAGCCGCGGUGCUCAGUCUCCCCUCUCAUGGUGGUUCCAACUGGCCCAGAGCACCGCACCGCUCCCCCUGUUUCCGCAGCAUCAUCAGCACCUCCUACGGCGUAUUUGGGACAAGAGAUGCUCGGCACCCUCAAAGCGACAGUGCCACCAGUGAAUCCAGACAUCCACAAACCCGUCCUCGCACCCAACUUCCUGCCAAACAAGCUGUUCCCACCCCACAGCUUCCAAGAGCCCAUGGUGAAACCCUCCGUCCAGCACGGCAAGGAGAUGGAUGUCUUCUCUCAGCCUCCAAACCUGAUGUCUGCUGUCCCCAUGAGUCCAGGUCUCGCUAUUCCAGGGCCGGCCAUUUCUGUGCUUCUCUCCCCCAGCGCCUUCCAGCAGUCCUUCAGUAAGAUGACAGCAGCAUCAGUGGCCCCUCCUGCCCCCUCCGAUCCCUCUUGCCUGUCCUCAGGAGCAUUAGAGCCUCCACAGGCAGCCUGCAGCAAGACACAGCUACAGGAUACUCUGAUACACCUCAUCAAGAGUGACCCAGACUUCCUCAGUACGAUUCAUGAUGCGUACCUGCAGAGUGUGUCCAAGGACUUCAGCAACAUGAAACUAUAGUCUCCUCAACUCCAUCAACACUGUCACUCACAGACCUUGAAAAAUCCUCGAUUAAAGAGGAGCUAAAGGAAGCGAAGCUAACAGGUCGUCCACACACUGUAUGUACAUUGCACAGCGGCCAUUAAGCCCUCUGUUGCUGACUCUGAACACUGAUGCUAUGGCUUGGAUCAGUUUACUGCCUGAUUUAUUAAAACUGAACUAAUGUGGAAGAUAACGUUGAGAGAAAACUUUCCAGUGUGGCCUUGAGUAUUCAUUUCAACUUUGUAAAUGUGACCCAACAGGUGACCGUGAACUUGUAAUGUGUAGCUGUUGUUGGUUCCAUUGGCUUGCGGACCGGACCAGUGGAGUGAAUCGUUUUACGCUUCACCUUUGGGAAAGAUGAUUUCGCUGCUACAACAUUAAGGGAAUCACACACGAGGCUUCUCCAGUUGUAUACCAUCUUUGGACUCCUCUCAUUUGACAGUUUGGGAACUGUGAAAAAACUGCUUGCUAGUUGGAAGGCCUCAGAAGUGUUCUGGGGGUGUUGACAGACAAACUGUCCCACUGACUCUUUUUCCCUUUGUCCCUUAUUGAACGUUCUCCUUCAGAGUAAUGCUGCCAUCACCUUUAUUGUGGAAAUUUGUCUUUGUCAGUGUUUCAUAAUAAGGAAUAGAUUGUAGAGGAAUAUUUUUUCAACCAUCGUCCGAGGAAGAUAAAAAAAACUUUUGGUUUUGUUUGGAGGAGCACUUUCUGCUCAAUCUCAUAAACAGUUCCUCUCGGCUGCUUCUUUAACGUUCUGUGACUUAAAGAGAAAGAGACUAACGCACAAUCCGGCUUCUUUGCUGCCCCUUCUUUCUCCAGAGGUCCCCAUUCCUUGCCCCUACUCUCAUUGUCUUUCUCCUUGUCUGUGUCUCUCCUCCACUUGCUGAGCUCAGUGCGUCACCUCUCAGAGGGGAGCGUGCAAUAAACGGCAGUCACAAUGCCUUUAGGGAAACCAGCAUUUCAGGAUACUUUAGCAAGGUACGGUAGAGCUAAAUGUAUCUGAACCUCUGGGUUCUGGUUCUGCAACAUCUUAAAUAUGAGACAAAAAUUGCAAUUACUUUUGAAUAUUGUUUGCACACAUUAAUAUGAAUUAAUUCCCUAAAGAAACAGAUUGCUGAUAUGAUUCUGAUAUCUUCAGUCGGAUUCAACCAGUUUAUACUAAAAAUUCAAGAAAAAUAAAAACAUUUCUGUUUCUAAAUUUAUUUUCUGACAGUUGAGUCUUAAGUCACAAUGACUUAAAGACAAAAAGAUUAGUGGUAACUUAUUUAUUUUUGCAGUAUAAGGCUACUGCAGCAAAGAAACGUAGGCCCUGCAGACGCAGUGGGAACAUGAAGACGCACAUCAUGCGUACCGCUGAGUGGCUUGGGAUGCUGUUUUUGAACAAAGAAAACCGAUAAUGUACAUCAGAAAAAUCAGCACACUUGUGGGCAUUUUUGAACAGAUCAAUAACAGGUUUCAUUUACCAUGUUGAUAAAUAUUCAGCAUGUGCAACACCAUUAAAUGGUACAAAUAUUUAAGUUUUCAGCUUUUUUAAAUAGUGUUUGAUGUCAGUAGUCAUGUUACUGUUCAGAUGUCUAUAUUAAAGUAGCAAUCAAUAUACAAAUUCACUUCAGAAACCUUAGUAGUAAACUUUUUCCCUUUGUGUUAUUUUGGCUUUUUUUCAAGAGCAACAUUUGAAAAUAACUAUAAAGGAGUCAGAUUAAAUUCUGCUGAAUACCAUGUGUUGAUGACUCCACAACAUUGCAUUUGGACUGCUAUAUGAAUGUAUUUUGAUUAUUCACAAUAUGUUUGUGCCACUUUUGUUUUCCUCUUGUGUCCUGAAUAUAUACGAUGAACGCUUCAUGAUUUCAGUAGCAGCUGUUCACCAUGUUUUUCUUCUUUUUGGCAAAUCAAGAUUUAAAGUACGAGGGAGCAGUAUCAAAUAAUGUGAACACUUCUUUGCCCUGUUAUAAUUCUCAUUUCAGAAGAAAUCUUGCCAACACGUCUGGCAUGUGUUGGGUAAAUAAACAGCUUAUUGAAAUGUACAGUUUUUUUAAUCCCGGUCAGAUAUUUAAGAUUUUAAGGUUAUUUUACACUUAGCUAUAGUUUAUCUUAUUGGCCAGAUAUAUGACUUUGGGAAAGUCUUUGCAAAUUAUAUUCAUUUUUCCAAGAUUGUUGCCACUGUACAUCAUUUUGUCUUUUUUGACUAUUUUGUGAUAAUAAAGAACAGAAAAUAUA
Eleginops maclovinus (Patagonian blennie) is the source of this 3780-nucleotide messenger RNA. It is a transcript of the gene dcp1a, whose product is annotated as decapping mRNA 1A. Gene Ontology annotation, molecular function: enzyme activator activity; mRNA binding. Lineage: Eukaryota; Metazoa; Chordata; Actinopteri; Perciformes; Eleginopidae. Gene Ontology annotation, cellular component: P-body. The record is from RefSeq and is a predicted model, not a curated record. Bases 37 to 1542 code for a protein of 501 amino acids. Gene Ontology annotation, biological process: positive regulation of catalytic activity; deadenylation-independent decapping of nuclear-transcribed mRNA; deadenylation-dependent decapping of nuclear-transcribed mRNA. The transcript has 9 exons.